This is a messenger RNA of Chelonus insularis, 10575 nucleotides long. It is a transcript of the gene Dora, whose product is annotated as Dorado. The transcript is spliced from 8 exons. NCBI's taxonomy places the organism in Eukaryota, Metazoa, Arthropoda, Insecta, Hymenoptera, Braconidae. Gene Ontology annotation, molecular function: zinc ion binding. Gene Ontology annotation, cellular component: Cul2-RING ubiquitin ligase complex. Bases 629 to 6025 code for a protein of 1798 amino acids. The record is from RefSeq and is a predicted model, not a curated record.
UGCACGCCAUAUUUGUUGUUGUCGUCGAUGGGGUAGGCUCGAGAAAAAACUGGCCCGAAGUGAGGCAGUGUAUGAUCUUCCCGAUACAAAGGAACUGUUUUGCGACCAAGUGAUGAGUGAACCAUGAUGUUUGUAUGCAUUAAAAGUAGCAUAAUAUUGAGUAUAAAUAGCAAGUUAUAAGUGAACGAAAUAACGAAUAAUAUCGAAAAAACUGGCGGGUUGUUUCAGACUCAGCUGGCUCUGUUUCUGUGCGCGAGUGUGUUUCUAGUUUUUGUCGUACAUUCUUUACGUAUUCUGUAUGUUAUAUAGAACAGGGUGUAGUGCAAACGAACAGCAGAAAGUGUAGACAAAAGGAGGUUGCGGAAGGUCGCGACAGUGGCGUCAUCGGGGGGUUUUGGGGGGUCGGGGAUCAACGAGUGGAGACAAAGUAGCGCGUGUGAUCUAGAAGUAGAAGUGGUGUCGCGGGUGAUUAGCACGGUUAUUAAAACUGGCAGGCAACCUGGCUCGGUCCCCCGUGGUGGUGGGUGGAAGUAGAGCAGGUGGAAAUCGACCUGGGGCUGGUGCUGGAUCUGGAGCCAAUGGUGGAGGCGGAGGUGCUUCCGGCGAAGAUGGUCCCCCGGGCCGUGGGAUGCACGAUUGGGAAGAAGCAUUGGCUGAGGCGGAUGGUUAUUCCUUCGACGACUCCGAUCGCUUUGAAGAGGACUCGCUUUGCAGCUGGAGUAGUGAGGCCGAAUCACUCAUCAACAACUGGCGUGGAUGGAGACGACCGCCUGCAGGCUUUGGCAUCUCCAAGAAACAGUCUGAAGAUGGACAAACAGUGGUACCAACGCUGUGCGAGCUCGCAGCAAGAUGCGUUGCAUCUCAUAUCCCCUUCGAACUGGUUGAGCAUGUCUAUCCACCCGUUCCGGAACAACUCCAGCUCAGAAUUGCAUUUUGGAGUUUCCCUGACAACGAGGAAGACAUCAGGCUCUACUCAUGUCUGGCCAACGGCAGUGCCGAAGAAUUCCAGCGGGGUGAAAAUCUAUUCCGUUCGAAGAGCGUUAAAGAUCCCUUACAAAUUGGUUUCCACUUGAGUGCAAGUGUAAAUGUCCAAGUGUGUACAACAUCGGGAGGUUCCCAAACACUUUUCAAUGUUGCGGUAACGUUUGAUCGUCGUAGGAUAACAUCUUGCAAUUGCACCUGUUCUUCGACAGCUUAUUGGUGUUCUCAUGUAGUAGCUGUUUGUCUACACAGAAUUCAUUCACCAACUCAAGUAUGUCUUCGUGCACCAGUAAGCGAAUCAUUGUCUCGAUUACAUCGCGAACAACUACAGAAGUUUGCUCAAUACCUCAUCAGCGAAUUACCACAGCAGAUAUUACCCACUGCCCAACGCCUGCUAGAUGAAUUAUUGUCAAGUCAACCAAGCGCAAUAAAUAGCUACUGUGGCGCUCCAGAUCCAACAGCAGGGGCAUCAACACAUGAUCAAACAUCAUGGUAUCUUGAUGAAAAAACUCUUCAUGGAAACAUCAAAAAAAUUCUCAUCAAAUUUUGCGUGCCUGCUCCAAUGGUGUUCAGUGAUGUAAAUUAUUUGAGUACAACUGCUCCACCAGCAGCAACUGAAUGGUCAUCACUUCUACGACCUCUGCGAGGUCGCGAGCCUGAGGGCAUGUGGAAUCUUUUAUCAAUCGUGAGAGAGAUGUUUAAACGCACUGAUCGCAAUGCUAUUCCUUUGUUGGAGAUCAUCACUGAGGAGUGUAUGGCAUGUGAACAAUUCUUAGUUUGGUGGUUUAAUACAAAAGUGGCGCUUCUAAAUGGUACAGGUCAUGGCGGUGGUAAACACGGUAGUAUGAACAGUAAUGCACACGCCUCUCAACAUGCUUGUUCAUCUCUAUGUGAUGAGAUAGUUGUUCUCUGGCGACUGGCUGCCUUGAAUCCUGGCCUAUCUCCCUCAGAACGUGAAAUGCUUCGAGGCCAGUUUACUGCGUGGCAUAUGAAGGUCAUUGAUAAAGUCACGAAAAAUAGAGGCUCAGUAUCCCACAACACUCAAAAUCGGAAUCAUGGAGGAACUCAGAAAGAUUCACUUAAAACAGAUAUUGAAGUUUUCACAGGUUUCAAGCCGGCACUUGAAGCAUGCUAUCUUGAUUGGGAUGAGUACUCUCUACCUGGUAUAACUUACACGGCUGGCAGCAACCCAAUGUAUCAUUGUCCAUUCACUUGUUUCCGUCACGCUGGAGACACUAGAACUGAAGUGAAUCAGGUAAACUCAAGUGCUGCUGUUUUAAAUUGUAAUCCACCGAAUUCUCACCAUCACAACAGGCGGCCACAUAAUAUGGGUCUAGUCGAAUUUAGUUAUAUGGAUCGCAAGCGACUAAAUUCACGUGAAUUUUCUGGUUUUUGUUCAAGAAAUACUGCAAACAACACGGGAAAUGAUGGUAAUCGUAGUAGCGUAAGUUCAGAGGGAUUUUGUGAGAAUGAUGGAGAUUUACCGAAUUUACCAUCAUUUCCUUUACCAUCGCAAGUUGUUUUAGUACAACGUGAAUAUAGUGAAAUGCAUAACUGUGGCAGUGGUGAUGGUGGUAGCAGUGGUGGUGGCGGCGGUGAUACCGAUUCACAAGAGGGCGGGGGCAGUGAAUCAUCAUCAAAUAGUAAUGUGAGUCUGAAGAACGCUCAAGGCUCGGAUAAGCCAAGCUCAAACGCCUCAUCCGAGACGCACAGUGAUAGUAGUGAUAGUAGUAAUAAUAAAGUUACUAGCGAAGUCAAGUGUAUUAGAACAAAUAACGACCAUAAUACUAAUAAUAAAAAUAGUAAUAUUAACGAAAAUUCUGAUAAUCACGAUAAUAAUACUAGUAAUAACAACAGUAAUGCUAGCAAUAACAUCGCUGUAGAAUUAGAAGAUCUUCACGAUCCAGUCGCGAGUACAUCAUCGAAUUUGAAUCCGACGAAAUCAUCUAAUAAACGUGUUAACGAGUGUAGCUCAUCUAAAGAUCCCUCACGUCGUCCAUCCAAGGACGAAAGUUCGUCAUCUAGUAGUGACAGUCCAUCAGGUGAUGAAUAUAAUUAUUAUUAUUAUGACCCUAAAGCUGUAGCGAAUAUAAGUACAGCUGAAGGUAAAGACUCCAAAAAUGACACAAAUCGUGGUACGAAUGCAGGAAUUGUUUUAAGUAAUCUCAAAAAAAUAGAAGAUCCAUGGGACAUUUUAUUCGCAAGAGCUGAAGGUUUGUAUGCACAUGGACAUACACGAGAGGCAUGUAUCCUUGGUGUUGAACUAGCAGAAGAGCUUCUGUCGCAUCCACCAGAUUUAAUGAUAGAAGUGCCGCCAGUUCCAGUGAAGGGUAAGAGGAAAAAACAACCAGUAAAUCCUGCCUCACAUCAACUCACUUGCUUGGCAUCUGCGACACUUGCCAAGUGUGCAUUUUUAUGUACAGUUUUAACAGAAAACCCUGAACAUCACAAUCUUGCAUUUAGAGUCGGUUUAUUUGGCUUGGAAAUGGCGCGACCACCAGCGAGCACCAAACCUUUGGAAGUAAAAUUAGCACAUCAAGAGAGUGAGCUUGUAGGACUGUUGAAAAGAAUCCCGUUUGGACCAGCUGAAAUAACGAUGCUUCGUCAGCGUGCUGAACAACUACGUGAUGGUGUUCUAAGGUCGCGAGGCCAUGCGUUACUGCCAAUUACGCUAGCGAGUUUGAUAUUUGAUUCGUUAAAUACUGUAAAAAUAAAGGGUGAAUGGUCGUCAUUCACUAACGAAGAGGAUGAAAACUUAGGAUUUGAUGCAGCUGUUACAGCACUUGGAUUGAAGGCGAACGUUAGUGAAGCUGAUCAUCCACUUUUAUGUGAAGGUACACGACGACAAAGAGGUGAUUUGGCUGUUAGUUUACUUCUUCAUUACAAAGAUGAGCCUACAAAAGUUGCUAAGAUAAUGGACAAGCUACUGGAUCGUGAUAUUCAUCAAUUGAUUAAGUCUCCAAUUAUCAGUAGUUAUUAUAUCUCGAAUGCAACCACUAAAAACCAGAUAGUUUUUAGACGAGUUAAAACUUGCUCAUCGCCUCUAGCUGGUACUGAUGCAAGUGGUAGUGGCGAUGGAAUCGCUGGUACUAGUAGCAGACCUCAUAGUAGCACCAGCGCUGAAUUAGAAGCUGGUAUAAGUGCAUUAACAGUACAACCUCAACCAGCUCAACCCCCUGUUUCUACAAGAACUAAGGAAACGAGGUUAGGCAGGUACAAAAAUAAGAAGGUCUACCCAUCAAUUCCGAACCAACCGUCUGAAGCUGGAGCACAUUUUAUGUGUGAACUUGCAAAAACUGUGUUGCAAAAAGCUGGUGGCAAUAGUUCAACAUCGUUAUUUACUCAAGCUUCAACUAAUCAAAAUCAUCAUGGUCCUCAUCGUGCGCUCCACAUGUGUGCCUUUCAAAUUGGUCUGUAUGCGCUUGGACUCCACAAUUGUGUCAGUCCGAAUUGGCUGAGUCGUACAUACUCAAGUCAUGUAUCAUGGAUUACUGGUCAAGCAAUGGAAAUAGGUGCCCCGGCUAUUUGGUUUCUCAUAGAUAGUUGGGAGGGCCAUCUAACACCACCUGAGGCUGUUAGUAUUGCUGAUAAAUCGUCCAGAGGAAGUGAUCCAAACAUGAUCAGAGCAGCUGCCGAGUUGGCACUCUCUUGUUUACCUCACGCUCAUGCACUUAAUCCUAAUGAAAUUCAGAGAGCCAUCUUACAGUGCAAAGAACAGAGUGAUGUUAUGCUUGAACAAGCAUGUAUUACUGUAGAAAAUACAGCUAAAGGCGGUGGCGUAUAUCCGGAGGUAUUAUUCCAAGUGGCAAAAUAUUGGUACGAGUUAUAUAAGCGUCAUACACCGGGUGGCGAACAACAUGACGAUAUUCCGGAUCAUCUUCAAUUGGAUCCUAAUGGAGCACUUUUGGUUGAAGCUGGACCUGGACCAGUAGAAAUGAGUACUGGCCAAAUGAUGCCUGGACCAACGCAAGCCGUUGUUGUAACCAGCACCCAACCACCACCUCAACCUUAUCCUCCUCACCCUACUAUUACCACUCUUGUACCGGGUGUAGGAUUACCAUAUCCAGUAGGACCUUAUCCUUUCGUCCAUGCACAUCAUCCGAUGCCAGCAUUCGGAGGACCAAUGCCACCCCAUCGGGUCGCUUUACCACCCAAUCCUCCACAUAUGCAGAUGUAUCACACGGCGAUGCCACCUCAUCCCGUCCAUUCGCAACAUCCACGUCAUCCUCCACCCGUCACACAGCCACCACCUGUGCAGCAAUAUUAUGCUCAACCGUCUGUUACAACUGUUAAUGUACAUCCACCACCGGGAUCUCAUCAUAUGUUUGGAAUACAACAGCCAAUGCCAAUUAACGUUCCACAAGACGUUGCUGGACCUAUUCCUGGACACAACGGUAUGCCAGGACCUUCAAUGGUACAGCCUCAGUCUAUUAUGUCGACAGUAAGACCUCAACCGCAGGUACAUAGACAGAAUCAACCGUUUAGCCAACAACAAUUGCGUGCACUUGUUGCUGCAUACAGAGUAGGUAUGCUCGCAUUAGAAACUUUAGCUCGACGAGUUCAUGACGAUCGACCACAAGCCAAGUACGCACGAAAUCCUCCUUAUGGGGAAGAUGUUAAAUGGCUUUUGAGAAUUUCCAAACGAUUAGGUUCGCAGUGCUUCCACCAGCUUUGUAUCUGCACUGUGAAUAGCAUUGUCAGUCCAUUUGUUCUCCACGAUGUUGCUCUAGAAGCGGCUAAUUAUCAUUCACGAAGUAACCCUGCAUUAUUCCUACAACAUCUGAGAUCAGCAUUGUUAGCACCAAUUAUUCAUAAGUGUCAACAAAUGUAUAUUCAAUGUAUGCAUCAUAAACUCUACCAUUUGAUGCCUGCUGAAUAUGAAGAAUUUGCUAGCGUAGUGUGUGCAGCACGAGCUGCUUUUCAUAUUACUCCAGAGGGUCACACACAGUUUAAGGAGUGGCUACAAUCGAUGAAAAGAUCUCCCGCGUGUAGCAAAGAUCUGUGGGCGCAAAUAAAUGCGGCAUUGCAAGUUAAUAACAAAUGACAUAGAGCAGAGCCAGGCAUGAGGUGGCUUACAUCUUACCUCCAUCCUCCUUCAACAUUACCAACGCAUCGUAGAACCCACGUAUUUCAACAUCAUUGUCAUCUUCCUCCCGAGAACGUUACGUACGUUCACGGGCUGGCCACUAUCAACGAGCUCGCCUGGGACAAAAUUUCUGUUCCCUGUGUAUUAAAUAGGCCGUCUCAUCAACAAAGAUUUCAUUAUGGUGGUCCACCACCAAUGUCUUUUAUACACCGGGAAUUAAUUAAUUCUACACAUCCUCGCAAUGCUGAGGCUAGGGAAGAACGUAGUUGAUUAUCAUAAGUCUGUAUCAUUGAAUGUGAAAGUUCUACGCAAUGGGCUUUAAUGAAAUCAAUGAUGCUAAAAUUUAGAAUAUUUUUUUAAUAUUUAAUUCAAUUUAUUUCAUUUUUUUAAUCAAUUAGCCAAAAUAUUUUAAAACAAUUUGAUAAUCUCAUAAUUAUGUCGAUAUUGACAUUUCAUUUUAGCAUCUAACUUACUUGAUGCAUGAGAAUUUAUAGACAAAAAUGAUUCUCGAGUAUACUAGAUGACAAAUGUUUCCAAUGACUGAACGAUGAUAAAUAUCUUACUAUAACAUAUUAGAUUUGAGAUUUAACUAAACAGCCUUGGUGGCAUUUGAUACUGGAGAAUAGCCCAUUGUUUCAAAAACAUCUAUUUACGUGCAUAAUUAAGAAAUAGAUAUUCAAUUUAUUACGAUCAUUGAACAAAUUGAUAAUUAUAAAUAAUUAUUAACAUUCUGAUAUUUUUUUCAUGUUUAUUCUUUAUCUCGCGUUAUUCCUUAACUCGUAAGUUACAACACAAUACUACUAUCAGAAAUGUUCAAUAUAUCAAUGACAAUGGGUAUUCUUAUUGCAAUCUCUUUAAUCUCAAUUCAUCCACAUUCACACUUGAAGGCAGUAUCUUCUUUGAAGAAGCAAACACUUGUCGAAGAUAAAUCAAUAUAAUCCGUUAUUCUUAUACAUAUUACAAUUAGAACAUACUAUUGUAUUUAUAUGAUAUAAAACGGAAAUUUAAACUUUUCUGUUAUGAUUUUUUUUUAACAAUGACGAUAAACAUAUUUAUGACUUGUAUUGCUUCUUUUUUAAAUUGAUUUAUAUUGUUACGUUUGACGCCUCUCAAAUCUUUUGUCAUUUACAUUAUAGUUUCGUUUCUUCGUAAGUUGUUUUGCUUUAGACGAGGAGAGGCUUCCUUUUCUUUAACAGAUACCAUACUGUCAAAACAUAAUACUACCUAAAUUGUAAAAGAAUAUAUUUUAUACAUAUGAGUUUUAUUCAGCUAAAUGAAAUUAUUGGCAUACGUAAUAUUAGAUAUGUAGCCCUAAAACAAGAACGCCACAAUUUAAUUACUAGUGGAAUUACCAUUUAGCGUUCGAGUAAAUACAAUAAAGGUUGCGAGACAAGGAAUAAACUUGAACGAAAUCUGUGUUAUGUGGUAAUAAUCUUUCAUACUCUCAACUCUUAUAUAAUAUGGCACAACUUUGAUGCUUUGUUGAAAAUUGAAUGAUCAGCAAAUGUAAUGUAUAAUAUGCGCAAAACAUUAAUUGUAUUUAACUAUAUAAUCUACAUCAUUCCAAUUAUAUUGUUGAGUGCUAGAGAUAUUUCGAUUUUGUCUUUUAACCAACUGAAUAUAUUUUCACGAAUUAAAUAUCGACAUUCAGCCUUUAAUGUGUCAUGAUUCAAUCAUAUUUAUUUAAUUGUUUAAAAUAAAUAGUAUGCAGCACAGAAAAAUUACAUAAUUCAUAUAUAUUUAUACAUCAAAUUAUUUCUUUAAAUUACGAUUUGAGAUUCGAGUGGCAUAAAAUAUAACUGCAUCGCUUCCUGAUUAAAAACGAAAACAUGUAAAUAUAUAUGAAAUAUUCGCAUUCUAUAGAUUUUUGAGGAUACACAUUAUCCAUAAUUAAUUUCAAUAUCAUCGUUACUACCCUCGCAUACUUUUUAGUUUCCGUAAGAUACAUUAAAAUUUAUGUGAUCAUUCAUGUUGGCCAUAUAUAUAUCAGAGUCAAUAAAUUAGAAAUGAUGAAUCUGCAUCGAGUACAAGUAUGAAGAGUGCAUAGAAAAUUUAAUAUGAAUUAUUACACUUUACCUUACAAAACAUGGAUUUCAAGAUUGAUUAAUUAGAGAUUAAUCUGAAAAAAAAUAAUAGCCAGACUUAAAACCGAUCGUCAGUCAGACAUAUGAAUUAUUUGUAAUACUUGUGACAUUGUCAUUAGUAUAAUUAGGUAGUAAAUUUAAUUUUUUGUGUAGUUAGAUUGAAUUUUUUUUAAAACCAUGAAUAAUAUAAAUAUAAUUAGUAUUGACGAAAAAGUGAAUAAAAAAAAUAUUUAUAUCGUGACGAUGCGGUUUAUAAUGAAUUCAUAACUAAUCGCCAUACCAAGAAAAAAGUAUGGACAAAUAUUUACUUGAUAUUACAUCGAAAUUUUUUAUAUUCAAUCUUCUUUUCGUCUAUACUGUUUUUUUUUAUUUACAUAAGUAAUAAUGAUUUUCUCUUGAAAACAGUAUUUUUGGAUGUUUUCUCGAUGAAACAAUUAUUUUAAUUAUAAUAUUUUUUAUCUUACAACGUAUGCAUAUACUGCACAAUUAUGCACCACGUUAUCGUUUGUCAUUCCUGACAAUCUAUCAAUAAAAUGAUCUCUGUAAUUUUACAUUUAAUUAUAAUUUGAAUUUUUGAAUUAUAAAUAAAGGAGUAACAUUGAACGUUGACAUAUCACCUCAAAAUUUAACGCCACCUAUCUCUAAAUACUAAAUUAAUUAUUACAUUUAUUGUUUAAUUGAUUAUAAACAAAGUAAAAUUCGAUUAUAAACAUAAAGGGAAUCCAUAAAAAAAAAUUCAUUUUUAUUAAAAGCAAUUAGUCGGUGGUACUGUAAUAUCCUUGUUACUACGUUCGCAAAUAUUAACAUUUAUACUUUACUUACAUUUGUGCAUCAAUAAAUAUCAUUAAUUAAAUAAUUGGUUUGUUUAAAUAUAUAACUUUAAAAAAAAAAAACUAUAUUGAAAUAAUUGAAGCAAACCGUUUCUAUGAUAGUGGUAAGAGAAUUGAUUUAUUUACGAUGACAUGGGUGCUGUGCUCCUCAUGAGUAAAGUUUGAUAAAAAAUAUGCAUUGUUAUUGUUUUUAUUAUUGAACAUUAAGCAGUGCCUCGUCAAAAUCUAUCCAAUUCCAACACAUUAAGUUAUAUAUUAAUAUCAUUUUACAAGACAAUAUAAACUUAUUGUCGAUCUUGAAAUGAUAUUUUUUCUGCUAUUCUAGUUUUAUUGUCAAUAAUUAACAGUUAACUAACAAUUGGAUAAUAAAAUGAUUAUUUAGCAUAUGAGGAAAAUAUUUUCUAAAUAAUAAAUUAUAAUAACUAAUAAAUUUUUUAAUUCUUUUGCCAUACAUUCUUUAAUAUAAUUGAAAUAAAAAUUGGUUUGCAGUGCGAACAGGAAAUUAAAUGGUGGAUAUCAUAAUCUAACAAUAUUUUAAACAAGAUAAUAACAAUAAAGUUGACUUAACAGAACUUUUUUUAACAAUAGGAUAAAUGCAAAAGAAAAAUUGUUGGUGAUAUGUCACAUGACGUAGAUAUAUUGGUAAUAAUUGAAUUAAUGUGCGACAAAUAAGGCUGGCUGGAUCCUCCGCAAUCGCAGUUAUAAUUAGUUAAUUAAUGAAUUAAUUAAUUAAUAAAACAUUAAAGAAAUAUUAAGUUUAUAGAAAUUGCUCAAUAUUCAUGAAAAUAGUAAAAGAUAAAUAUUGUUCAAAAUAUUCUGGGACAUCUAUCCUUUGAAUUCCUACUUGAUUACAUCAUUUUUUCAAAAAAAAAAUAAAAAAUAAAAAACAAAUAAAUAAAACAAGCCUGCCGUUUGUUUGCAUUUUUGAAAUAGAUUAAAUUUUAGAGUACCUCGACUAGAUUAGAUAAAGAUGAAUGUAUCACGUCGUAAUACUCUUGAAAUUGUCAUUAGCCAAUAUUUAGAUAAAAAGUUAGUCAUUUAUGUGUAGUCAGGUAAAGAAAAAAAGAACGUCAUAGUUGAAUGCUGGCUUCUCAAGAAAAAACAAAAUUUUGUGAAGGAAACUCGUAGUCUUAAUUUAGUCAUUUAUUGAUCAUCGCUUUAAGAUUUUUCUAAUCAUGAUUAAUAAAUAAAUUUAUAUUUUACAGUUCAAAUAAGCUAGUUAUACUCGCGUUUCUACCGAAAAUAAAUUGAGUAGGUAUUUCAUCAAACAUCAUUUAUUUGUCAACUUCUAUAUUGUUUUCAUUUCAUUUAAUAUUACUAUUCAUAUUAAUCAUAUAUAUUUCUGCGAAGAAAAAAAAAUCCUGCCCGAGUUAGUCAGUAAUGUGAAAAAAAAAUUAAAAAGUCAAAAAAAAAAAAAUUCGAAGAGAGAAAGAGAGAGAGAGAGAGAUUAAAUGAAAUGAGAUUGAUAGGAACUCUAUUUUUACACUUGGUCGUGAAAGAAAGAAAAAAAAAACAAGAAUCCUUUGCAACAGCAAGGCUAUAGUAAUGAUUUAGAGCUUUAUCUAGAUUUAAUAAUACUAAAUAAAAAAAAAAA